Messenger RNA from Eupeodes corollae, 5988 nucleotides. Its product is annotated as zinc finger E-box-binding homeobox 1. The transcript is spliced from 7 exons. Lineage: Eukaryota; Metazoa; Arthropoda; Insecta; Diptera; Syrphidae. Gene Ontology annotation, cellular component: nucleus. Bases 1012 to 3768 code for a protein of 918 amino acids. Gene Ontology annotation, molecular function: zinc ion binding. The record is from RefSeq and is a predicted model, not a curated record.
CGUGUGACAUUUGAAUGGAAAUGGAUGUCAAAAUGCAUCUAUUUGCAUUUUAUAAUUUCAUUUAAUUUUAAUUUCCAUUUUACAAAACGGAAAACUCAAAUAUUUUAUUUCAUACAUCAGCUAAACAAGGCGAAAAUAAUUAUUCCAUCAAUUGUGUUAUUAUUUAUAUUUUAAGUACAAGUGUUUUUUGUGUUUCGUUAAUUUAAAUCUUGGAAAAAAUAGGUGCGGAAUACUCAAAUAAGUUUGAUUGUAUAACAAAGAAGAAAAAUUAAAAAAAAACCGAAUGAUAUUUUAAAGUGCACAAGUACAAGAAACUUUUUAUUACAAAAGUACAAUUUUUUGUUUCUUGGUCUUGUGCUGCCUGCUGCGGAGACGGCGACGGUGAUGCUUUCCCACCGUUUUCGUUUCAUAUUUCGUUUCUUUCAUUUUCUUCGUGUCGUUCGUGGUGUUCCACGGUAUAUAGAGUAUUAAAAUCAUUAAAAAUUCUAUUGUUGUACAAGUACAUACAUACCUCUACAUUAGUUUGAUUUUUUUUGUAGAUGUCGGUCGUGUGUCGUUCUCGUUGUUGUCGUUGUCGUCGACGGUCGACUAUCCAAUCACCACUUUUGGUUUUGGCUAGUAAUUGACUGAAUAAAAAAAAAUAAAGAAGGAAAAUUACAAUCAUAUCUAUUUUAUCCCCACAUUUUUUAAGUGUUUUUCAUUUAGCAAUAAAAUUGUGUUUUAAUGAAUUGUUUUACAUUUACAUUGAACGAGUAUUAAAGACGAAAAUAAAUAAAAACUCGUUUGCCCGGAAAAGUCAACAACUUGUGGAGCAGCUAGUACAUAGCAUAGAGCAUAGCGUUUCGUUUACUGAUCCGAUCCGAUCUAAUCCCAGAGGUAUCUUUGGGAUUUUGCAGUACUUUUAAGCUUCUUCGUCUACCUGUGAACUUAGCUUGUAGUAAUUUCGUGUGCGGUAAUUAUUUUUGCUGGCAAAAAAUAAACGCAUAAUUUGCAUCAAGCAAAUGAAGAAAAAUGGAUGAAAAUAUGCAAUUGUGUCGAAUUUGCAUAUCAAAUUCGGAAUGUGCGACCAUGAUUCCGAUAUUCGGCGAAGAUCUUUUGUGGAAGAAAAUUACAAUGCUAGCCGAUGUAAAGGUUGAGAAGGGUGAUACACUGCCGCAACAGGUGUGCAUGGUGUGUGCAAAGUCGGUUGUCGGUGCGUGUAUGUUAAAAAAAAAAUGCGAAGACGCAGACAACUUCUUUCGCCAUCAUUUGCAAAUGAUGCGAAAAAUGGAGCAAUUCCAACGGGGUGAUGGUGGCGGUGUUGAUGUGAUUACAAUUUCUGAGGGCUCAGACCAAGAUCCCAAUGACGACAAUGUGAAUUUAGUUAAUAGACAUCUAAUGACCGGCAGCAAUAUUGGCCUGCAGCUGAUGAACGGAAAUAAUUCGAGUAGCAAUGUCGGCGGCGGUGGAGCUUUACUUGAACAACAAAUUGACAACAAGAACAGCUAUGACAUGAAUUCGGUUCGUAUGAUGAUGAACAAUUUCUUGUUAGAACAGCAAUCUAAGGAAGCUGAUGCAAUGGCAGCUGUUAAUGGUUACCACAAUGAAGGUGAAUUCGCACCUCCAUGUGAUGCUUCCAUGGACGAUGAUCAGUUGCCUUUGAUUCCGGAAAUCGAACUUAUUACACCGAAUGAUGACGGUGGGACAGUGAUGGAUAGGCAACAUAUUGUCAAUAGUCAACAACAAGGCUAUCAAUGCAGCGUAUGUUAUCAGAUAUUUGUAAGGAAGUUUUUACUAAAAGAGCAUAUGCAGAGCUGUCACGGCAGAUCACCCCCGGUUUAUGAGUGUACAAAUUGUAAGAAGAGCUAUUUGUACAAACGUUUUCUCGAAAAACAUAUUCGUAGGGGGCGUUGUGUUAAAAAGCGAAGGAAUCAAACCCGUCCUAUGGAGUGCACAGACUGUCAUGUUCUUUUUCCAACAGGACAUCAUCUUGGAUGGCAUAAGCGAACUGGUUGCCCGUCUCGUGCUUCAAAAGUGCCCUUACAACAGUUAUUUAAACAAAAUAUCGUCCAAUAUAAUAAUUUUCCAAAACCUGUUAUUCCACCACAAAAACCAGAUAAUGCCUUGUAUAUACAAAACAGAAGGAUCCUACCGAAUACUUCUAAACGCAAGGGACGAACUCGAAUAAAGCUAGACGCAAAAAAGAUCGCUUUGGCAAAAAUUUUAAUUCUUAAUAAAGCGACAACUACUCAAAUCGCUCAAGAGCUCGACAUAUCGCGUACUUUCGCUUGGCGUUUAAGGAAGAACUUGGUUAACGGUGUAAGUCUUCAUGAACGUUUCGUUGAUCAACAAUCAUCUGAAGAAAAGCAGGAUAGUAUCCCAAAGGCGGCAGCAGUAAUACCUGAAGGGACUAAUCCACCAACUGAAGAAGUAAACUUAGACAUUAAAGUGGAACAAAAUGAAGAAAUCGAGCAUACAAACGCUGAAAGGACUGUGGUAAUAAAGAAAGAGGUUCAGGAUAAUGAUGAAGAAGAAGAAGAUGACGAAAAUGAUGAUGACGAUAGUGAUGAUGACGAUGACGACUCUGAUAGUGAUAGUGACAGUGACAGUGACAGCGACAGCGACAGUGACGAUGAUGAAGAUGACGACGAUGACGAUGAACAAGAGGAAGAACUGAACAAGAACUCUUCGGAACAGAAUAAUCAACAACCUGACGAGCUGUUAGCGAGUAAGGAGCAAAACUACCAUUGCAGCUAUACCAACGGCGCCAGCAACCAGAUCCAACAACAAAUCGAACAGUCGAAUUAUAAUGGGGUCCAACAAACAGCACCUAAUACAGAAACGCCUGCAUCAAAUCAAAUGAAUAUGCACAAUGAAAAUGCUGAAUCUGAUUCCGAAGAUGAAGAUGGUGAUGACAAUGAAGACGAUGACGAUGACGAUGACGACGAGGAUGAGGAUUCAGAGGAAGAAGGGGAAGAAGAAGCAGAUGAGGUCGAAAACAGCGAAGGACAGCUACAAAGAUACAAACAGCAUUUGAUGCAAACUUUACCUUCGGUGUUUCAUAUUCCACAACCAGGAUUUCCCCAACCAGUUAAUUUGUCAAUCAAGUCAAUGCAGCCUCAAACCACUAAUCUAACGCCAACAACAAAGAAGCCUCGAAAGCCCAAUGUAUUCAUUGAUGACGAGAAGUAUGCGACAGCUAAGAUCCUCGUAUCACAAAACUCUUCCACAAUGGAAAUCGCCCGACAACUAAACGUUUCACAAAUGACGGCUUGGAAACUUCGUGACGCUAUCGUAAAAGGUAUACCCCUAUCGUAUCGUAGCAAACGUGAAACGCGUCCAAAAGCCGAUAAACUACAAAAACCAGAAGCGUCAAGUACUCCAAAAGUGAAGUUGCCCCGGCGACGACUCAAAGCGGCUGAACGUGAACAGCGUGAUAGAGAAAUCACUCGAGAAAUACUUGAAAUGAUAAAGGAAGAUAGCAACAUUCAAUAUUGGAAAGUUUCGGCCAAAUUGGCUGAAAAAGGUUUCGCAAUAUCACCCUCUUCAGUAUGUCAGAAAUUAAAGGCUUUGGGAAUACAUCGCCGCUGGAAGCCCGGUGAUAAGCCGCCUAUACUUGAUAUGGACAGCUUAAAAAACAAUAGCAGUAUUGUUGGAGUAGGUAUUGGUGGUGGCGCCAGUGGCGGCGGUGGGUUCGGUGGAGGAACUUCAACUGACAGUUUUGAGUUCAACAAUGAACAUCAAUUCGAACUGGGUGGCGCACACUUUUUAAGUGCCUUUACGCAUUAGAAGACGUAAAUUCAAUUUAGUACUGAGUUUCAUCUUCUAUCAGCGUAUUUAUUUAUUUUGUUUCUCUUCUUGAGAAGUGGGCCGGUGAACAAUUUGUAUUAAUUAUUAAUUUAGAGCUGCAUUACGUGUAUAUUUAAAUUUUGCAACUUAAGUAUUGUUUAUUAGAACAAGCACACCCACCCUAACCCAAAUCAAAUAGACUAUAUUUGCAGUUGAUUCUGCUUGUCAUGAAAACAUUUUAACAGAUAAUUUAAAAGUUAAAAUUAUAAUUCUUUUUACUUAAAGAUUUUCUGUUAAGUUCGAAAGUAUUUUAUUUUAUAAGCUAAAAUCUACAUUCACAUGUAUUCAAUAUUUUUAUUUUUUCGUAAAAAAAUGGUAUAAACCAUUUUAAGUUAAUUUUACACUAAAAGAACUGAACAAAAAUCUACAAAAAAAGUAUGUUAUAAACGUCUAUGUACUCUGAAAUUUUAAGUAUUUUUUAUUUCGUUUGUCUUGUGAUCUAAUCAAGAUUUGUUAAUAUCAUCACUUAUCUAUUUUAAACUUGUUUUAACUAUGCCCUAAAUGUUUAUUCAAUCGACUGAAUUAGAUCAAACAACAACAAACAAAGUGUAAUCACCGAAACGUCAUAUUGUUGUUUUGAAAAUUCCAUAUUAUACUCAAUAAAAAAUUAGUUAAGCUAUUUCCUUAAAGGUAUUACAUAAAGUACAAAGCAUAGAAGUAAAACAACAACAAAAAAUACAUAAACUGGAGCAUAAUUAUGUUUUCAGUAGAUACGUACGUAUACAUAUCUAUUAUCGUUUUAAGAAAAAAUCAUAUUGCCUACAUUCAUACAUAUUUAUAUUUUAUAUUUACAUCAAACUUAAAUUCAAUCACUUCAAAGAAAAUAUGAUACUGAAAUUAAUGACGUUUUAAUUGAAUAAGAAUAUAUAUUUUGCAUUUUGUUGCCCCUCUGUUUCUAAAAAUGUUCUCACUUCAUAUUCAAAUAAAAGCACUCUGAUAAAUCUCCUCUUAUCAUCAAAUGAAUUGUCCUUCCUUUUGGAACAAUGACAACAUAAAUUAUAUUUUGAGGUGUCUCUCAACAUGUUUUAACUACCGUACAAAAAUUCUCCACUGCGAUUCAGGAUUUUUAUAUAAUGAUUUAUGACUGUAGAAAAGUUUUUUGAGAAAACAUCACUUUGUCGUUUUAGCUAGAAAAGUUGUAAUGCAAGUAAAAUACCCUUUUAUUAAGUGAACCAAUUUAAAAAUGAAGUCCUUAUUUGUCAAAUAGUAUUAGCUGCUCUCAGUGACUUGCAUUGCCGAUACCUUUAAAUACCGUCAAUCGGUGUUAGUUUGACACACUUAGCCAACGCAUUGCAUGAAAUGUGACACAAAAUUGGCUUUGCAUAUUAAAUAUAAUUAAGUGAUAUGCGGUGCAAAAAUGUAGGUACUUUGCAAACCCAGGUCCAAAAUAAUAACCUCUAAAACCAAUUUAUAUCUCAAUAUUUCCUAUUGUUUCAACUAAUCGCAACUAUGUCAAAUAAUAUAGUACGUCCUUCGUUCAGUAAAUAGUUCCUUUUAUAUAAAUUUUCUGCAACAAAUAUCAUAAGAAAUUCCAGGUCCGUUGCACAUUCAAGUUUUUGCACUGUACGCAUUUACCUUUUAUAAAAUCAAAAAUUGUGGAAUAUACCAUUUAAAUUUCCUAUCAAAUUUAAAUUUCAUCUAAAGCAUAUUCUUCAUUCAUAUCGUAUACAAAAGUCGGGCAAGAUUUGUUCGUAGCUUUUCACAUGUUAUGAGAGAUUGACUACAUCAGUUUUCUUGAAUAAAAUGAUUUAAAAAUGUGAGUAAGUAAAAAUACCCAACAAAUAUUCGCAAAAAUUAUUAACAGGCCUUCAUGAUCACAUUUUAAUAGUACAUUUGUUCCAAACGUUUUUUCCUGCUGAAACAUUCUUAUAACUCCAAUCUUAUUAACCAUAAUUAAAAUACGAUUUUCAAAUAAUAAUAAUUCGUUUAAUGUAUAUUCUAAACAAGACUAUUUUCUUAACAAACAAACCGUUAAGUAUUUUUCCCAAAACACUCCUUCAUAUGUAAAUCAUUAUUUUCAUUUUAAAGAAUUUAAUUCUUUCAUAAAAAAACUACCUUAUAAGCCUUUUAAAAAAUAAUCCUUCCUUUACUCAUUCAUGAAAAUGAAAUAAAAAAAAACAAACAAGCAACUAUGUAUACCACAUGUAUUACGAAAUAAAA